Messenger RNA from Guillardia theta CCMP2712, 867 nucleotides. RefSeq lists its product as hypothetical. The record is from RefSeq and is a predicted model, not a curated record. Bases 1 to 867 code for a protein of 288 amino acids. NCBI's taxonomy places the organism in Eukaryota, Cryptophyceae, Pyrenomonadales, Geminigeraceae. The transcript has 2 exons.
AUGGUCCGGCCCUCUGCCUCCCCCGCCUCCAAGGCCGUCGCACUCGCCUUCGCCCAAGCGGUCUCCCGAGCCGUCCCUGCCUCCCUCAGCCACCUCUUCAUCCCCCGCAAGGGCCGCCUCUCCCUGUACGACGCCCUCUGCGACUGCAUCCCGGCCGCCGCCCGUAGCGCGGAGCAGACGUUCGGGGGGUACGGGGUGAGGGAGGUGGAGUUCAACAAGGUCCUCGAGCACAACGGCUUCACCAAGAUCCGCGACCGCUGCAUCCUCCCCGACGAGGUGGAGGCGACGGACUUCUCGAGGAGCAGCAGCGCGCGCUACUUCUUCUCCAACCGCCGCUGGAGGAACCCCGACGACCCCCACGAGCUCCAGGAGCUCCGGCAGGCCUGGCUCAAGCUCCGCCAGCUCGCGUGGAGGCUCGGGGCGGACGUGAGCCUGGAGGCGCUGGAGCAGUGCUGCCGGGAGAGGUACGGGGCGUGGGCGGAGAUGACGGUGAACUGGAGCAAGGCGCCGCGUCGGGUGUACCGCAACAAGCACAAGGCAGGCAAGAAGGAUGGAUUGGAAGGGAAGAAAGUCUCUGGGAAGGAGGGGGCGUGGGUGGAGGAGGGGUCAGAAACAAGAUCGGUUGAGGCACACGACGAGGAUGAGAUCGCAUUCGAUGGCUUGUCCAGCGUCUGGCCUGGUGUCAUGUCUGUCAAGGAGGAGCCCUUCGAUCUGAGCAUCCCAGGCGAGGCGAGGGAGGAGGAGGAGGAGAGCUUGCUGGAGAAAGAAGAGCUCCCGCGGGUAGGAUGGUGGGAGACGCCGGAGGAGGUGACGGGCUUAGGGAGGACGGUCUGCUCUGUGUGGAGCGACGGAUGGGGAUGGGCUUGA